Messenger RNA from Varroa destructor (honeybee mite), 2017 nucleotides. It is a transcript of the gene Sras, whose product is annotated as Ras converting CAAX endopeptidase Sras. NCBI's taxonomy places the organism in Eukaryota, Metazoa, Arthropoda, Arachnida, Mesostigmata, Varroidae. The record is from RefSeq and is a predicted model, not a curated record. Gene Ontology annotation, biological process: CAAX-box protein processing. Gene Ontology annotation, cellular component: endoplasmic reticulum membrane. Gene Ontology annotation, molecular function: metalloendopeptidase activity.
UUUGUAUUAUUUAUCGGCAAACGAAUUCGGGGGAAACAUGAAAAAUUUGAGAAUCACUCUCCAAAGGCUCAAAAUUCGUAUACGUAGAUAGCAGUAAGCGCCUCCAAGCGGAUUUCGAAAGUCGUUUUGGCUUGCGCCGUACUGUGAUCGCAGCCGCUGCUGUCAGCGGACGAAUGGCGAAUCAACACCGCCCGCCCGGCCAGAGUUAGUUAGGUGGAUCAAAUGUCUUUGCCGACUAACUUUGAAACACGUGCUGGUCUGGAUUCGAGGCUGAAUACACUUCGUUCUGUGCUGAAGCCCGUCGUGUGAAACAGUGCUUAACAGCGCUACCGGACAUAAGGCUCGAAAAAUGUAUCUAGGUCGGACGAAUGUCCAUCCAAAAACAAUAACAAAAUACACACCCAUACACGCAGACUGGGUACAUAGGACUUGCAGACUGCUCUAUGCCCUGCAGUAGCCAAGAGUAGAGUUUUGAUUUGCAGUAUAGUUAGUUACCCUCCCUCUCCACGGGCCAAAAUAGUAUAUAGAAAAAGAGGGAGAGAACGAGUCGGGCUCUAGAUGCGUGCAUACGUGAGAUCGUCGGACCGACGAAUAGAAUGCUCAGAUCGGUGUGUGUGGCGGGGGGGCUUUGUUAAGCACACAUUAUUCUUUCUUAUUCCAGUACCCCCGCAAGUCUAAUGAAUUUCCUAUCAUAUGCACUUUACUGCGAUUUGGUUCGAAAUCGCGCGUUAUAUGUCUUUUUACGCUGAUAAGAUAACCUCGUGAACUUCCGCGCUUCUGUUUGUGAUCAACCGAAACAGCCUACGAAGGAGAGUGACAAGAAGGUUCAAUAAUCGGCGAAAAUGUGAAUCGAUUUUGUGCAUUGCCAAUUGGCCAUGGUGCUUGCAAAGAAGUACGCGGACGAUGUAAGCGGCUUACAACCCGUGCAUCACGGCCUCAAGCAUAGCUAUUCUCUGACAGGGCGACGGCCGUAUAGAGUUGUAGUGUACAGAUACCGUCACCGGUCGGCCACCGCAGCUAGCGAUAAGCUUUACGAUGGUGUAUCAGGCCUUGGCCUAUUGCGUAGGCAUCUCGUUGGUGUUUCUUCUCUCCAUCUAUGUUGGCACAGAAGGCCGACGGCGUAAUGACCCCCAGGUGGCGAAGCUUCGCUGCAUGCGGGUACUUUUGCUCAGUCUAGUCACUCCGAUUUUCGUCUAUUUAGUCCACGAUCCUUCGGUGUACCCACCCGAUACUCCGUUCCUGCACAUAAUCGGUCUUCGGAUGGAAGGUUUACUUUCAGCCUGCAUUUUCUCGUUGCUACUUACAACUUUAUUUUUUCUUGGUCCAGUUGUGCAACACUUUAUCGUUGACGGCUAUUACAGAGUCGUGGCUGAGCCGGGCUUUUGGAUGGCCAGCUUAAACGACCCGCUUUGGAUUCGAGACCACCUUUGCGCUCCUCUCGUUGAAGAAGUCUGUUUUCGAGCCUGUGUUAUACCGUUACUAUUUCCACAUCUACACGAGCUCGGUUCCGCCAUCGCUGGGCCGGUUAUUUUUGGUCUGUGUCAUCUCCAUCAUCUUCGCGAGCGGGCUCAGCAGAUCGACCUGCCGAUUGCUCUGCUUGUUACGGCCUUUCAGUUUACCUACACGACCCUGUUCGGGAUCUAUGCGUCGUACAUGUUUCUUCGUACGGGACAUAUCAUUCCGUGCAUACUUGUGCAUUCAUUUUGCAACUAUAUGGGUGUACCACAAUUUCCUCCUGAGAAGGGCUGGCUGUGGCCACUAUUUGUCGGCGGUGUCCUAGCAUGGCUCUACAUGGUGGGCCCGCUGAUGGAUCCCGGUCUAUACGUUAACAAAGUUUACAAUGUAUAUUAUAGUGAAAUGUCAAAUUCUCAGCUUGACGAUUAGGAAGACUUAGAUGUACAAGGAAUGAUUGAUAAAUGCUUCUAUUAGAGAGUGCAAGUGAGCCCGCCUCGUGUACUGUAUAGAAAACUCGUACGCAUGUAGCAAUAAAAUUAUACACAUUAUUUAGAAAAACAGA